Molecule: messenger RNA, 1348 nt
Organism: Nicotiana attenuata
Lineage: Eukaryota; Viridiplantae; Streptophyta; Magnoliopsida; Solanales; Solanaceae
Product: dihydroflavonol 4-reductase
Exons: 6
Coding region: 86-1228 (380 amino acids)
Biological process (GO): anthocyanin-containing compound biosynthetic process
Molecular function (GO): dihydroflavanol 4-reductase activity
Source: RefSeq, a predicted model, not a curated record
AUAAAGCUCGUCUCAUUGUAAUUUAACAACUAGUUAGCCCAGUUACAUAAGAUUUUCCCCACUCUUCUACCUUUCAUUUCUGAAAAUGGCAAGUGAAGCUCAUGCAGCUGUUCAUGCUCCUCCGGCAGCGCCAACGGUUUGCGUCACUGGAGCUGCUGGAUUUAUUGGCUCUUGGCUUGUCAUGAGACUCCUUGAACGUGGUUAUAAUGUUCACGCUACUGUUCGUGAUCCUGAGAACAACAAGAAGGUCAAGCAUCUAUUGGAAUUGCCAAAAGCUGACACGAACUUGACGCUGUGGAAAGCGGACUUGUCAGUGGAAGGAAGUUUUGAUGAAGCCAUUCAAGGCUGUCAAGGAGUAUUUCAUGUGGCAACACCUAUGGAUUUUGAGUCCAAGGAUCCUGAGAAUGAAGUAAUUAAACCAACAGUCAGGGGAAUGUUAAGCAUCAUAGAAUCAUGUGCUAAAGCAAACACAGUGAAGAGGCUGGUUUUCACUUCAUCUGCUGGAACUCUCGAUGUCCAAGAGCACCAAAAACUCUUCUACGACGAGACCAGCUGGAGCGACUUGGACUUUAUAUAUGCUAAGAAGAUGACAGGAUGGAUGUAUUUUGUUUCGAAGAUACUGGCAGAGAAGGCCGCAAUGGAAGCAGCUAAAAAGAAUAACAUUGAUUUUAUUAGCAUCAUACCGCCGCUGGUUGUUGGUCCAUUCCUCACGCCUGCAUUCCCACCUAGCUUAAUCACUGCACUUUCACUAAUUACUGGGAAUGAAGCUCACUAUUGCAUCAUUAAACAAGGUCAAUAUGUGCAUUUGGAUGAUCUUUGUGAGGCUCAUAUUUUCCUAUAUGAGCACCCAAAGGCAGAGGGAAGAUUCAUCUGCGCGUCCCAUCAUGCUAUCAUCUAUGAUGUGGCAAAGAUGGUCCGAGAGAAAUGGCCAGAGUACUACGUCCCUACUGAGUUUAAAGGCAUCGAUAAGGACUUGCCCGUGGUGUAUUUUUCGUCAAAGAAGCUGACGGAUAUGGGGUUUCAAUUCAAGUACACUUUGGAGGAUAUGUAUAAAGGGGCCAUUGAGACUUGUCGACAGAAGCAGUUGCUUCCCUUUUCUACCCGAAGCACAGCAGAUAAUGAACGUGACAAAGAAGCCAUUCCCCUUUCUGCUGAAAACUAUGCAAGUGGCAAAGAGAAUUCACCAGUUGCAAAUGGUACAGGAAAGUCAACCAAUGGUGAAAUCUAGAACGGCAAUCUUACAAAAUAAAGAGGCGAGCAUGCCUAGCAAUAUGUUUGCUCCUUGGUUCUCUAAUGUAAUCUUGCUAGAGGUUUUAUAAUACUAAAUGAGUAAAAUAUUCAAUGAAUA